This is a messenger RNA of Etheostoma cragini (Arkansas darter), 4199 nucleotides long. RefSeq lists its product as uncharacterized. Gene Ontology annotation, molecular function: GTP binding. The coding region runs from base 252 to 3761 and encodes 1169 amino acids. The transcript has 5 exons. The record is from RefSeq and is a predicted model, not a curated record. Lineage: Eukaryota; Metazoa; Chordata; Actinopteri; Perciformes; Percidae.
CUAUACAUGAAAAACAAUAAUCCUUAAAGCUAACAUCCAUCCUUAAUUUAGCUAUAUUUAUAGACAAAUCUGUUUAUCACAAACACACCUUCACUUGUUUGUCUGCAGUAACCAAUCUGAGCUCCAAGUUGCUUUAAAACAUUUUCUAUGUGAUGUGAAUAAGAUUUGAAUUCUGCUUUCUGUAGAUUAUCACACCCAGAAGUAGGCUUCCUGUUGAAUUAGUCUCUGAUGUUUGCAGUAGAGGACUCAUCAUGGCGACUGCAGCAAUAGAUGAUCCGCCUCCUCUGAAGCGCAGAAGCAGCUAUGAGUUUCUGCCACCUAACAUGUCUGAGCUGAAGGUUGUUCUGCUGGGGAACAGCUGUUCUGCGAGGAAUUCAGUGGGGAACUUUAUACUGGGAGAGACUGUGUUCAACAAAGCACCUGAACGUUUUAUGAGAAUCAGUGGACAGCUACAAGAGAAAAAAUUAGUUGUCGUCAACACCCCAGAUCUGCUGCACCCCAACAUCUCUCAACGCGAUCUGACAGAACAUGUAGAAACCUGUGUGAGAUGCUCUGCUCCCGGACCUCAUGUGUUCCUGCUGGUUCUACAGGCUGAAGGCUUCACUGAAGAACACAAACUGAGACUCUGCAGAUUCCUUCAGCUCUUCAGUGAUAAAUCAUUCGAUCAUUCAUUCUUACUGAUAUCCCCACCCAGAGAGGAGAGUUCAGCUUCCAUGGAAACAUACAUGGAACACCCUCCAUUAAAAGACCUGAUCAGAAAAUGUAGGUACAGGUACCUGAAGAAGAAGAAGAAGAACCUUGAUCGUUCAGAGCUGUUAACACGUUUGGGUCAAACUGCAAAGGAGAACAACGGAAAGCAUGUGACCUAUGAACCAUUUGAGGAUGCAACAUCUACAAAACAGAAGCUUUCUAUCAUGGAAACUGUUCGAACGGCUGGAAUUACGAGGAAAAUCCCUGUGCAACUCCCAGGGGAAAACCCUGGGAUUCACACAUCUGCAUUAAGAAUUGUGCUGCUUGGAAAAAGCGAGGACAAACAGAGAAAAAUUGGUAACUUCAUCUUCGGUAACCAAUUUUUUCAUAACCAAACCAGACCUGUGUCAACCAAACAAUGUGUGGCCAUCCGUGGAGAGUGGAGAGGAAAACCAAUAACGUUAGUGAAAACUCCAGACAUGUUCAGUCUGUCUGGGAAGAACUUGAGAAGAGAGGUGGAAAACUGUGUGACUCUUUGUCCUCCUGGACCAAAUGCCCUGCUGCUGUUAGUGAAGCCUCCUGAAUUCACAGAGGAGAACAGACAAAACCUUAAGUCCAUCCUGAGUUUGUUUGGUCAAGAUGCCUUUGAGUACUCAAUGAUCAUUGUGACACAUCCGUGGGAAGAAAUCACAGUCCCUGUUAAUCGACUCCUUAAGGACUGUGGAGGAAGACACUACAGCAUGUCUGAAGAUAACCAUGGAUCAUUAAUGAAGAAGAUUGAAGAAACAGCAAGUAAAAACAACAAAACCCCACCGCCUGUAUCUGAACACAUCAAACCAGCUUUGAACCUGGUUCUCUGUGGGAGGAGAGGAGCAGGGAAGACUUCAGCAGCCAACGCCAUUUUAGGUCACACAGAGUUUCCUUUAGUGUCGAACUCAUCAGAGUGUGUUAAACAUCAGGGAGAUGUGUGUGGACGUUUGGUUUCCCUGGUGGAGCUGCCUGCCUUGUAUGGAAAACCUCCGGAGGCAGUGAUGGAGGAGUCCUUCAGGUGUAUCUCCCUCUGUGAUCCAGAGGGCGUCCAUGCCUUCAUCCUGGUCCUACCUGUGGAUCCCCUCACUGAUGAAGACAAGGGAGAGUUACAGACCAUCCAGAACACAUUCAGCUCUGCAGUCAAUGACUUCACUAUGAUCCUGUUCACAGUGGAGUCAGAUCCUACAGCUCCAGCUGUUGUUAACUUUCUAGAGGAUAAGGACAUCCAGGAGCUCUGUGAAAGCUGUAGAGGAAAAUAUGUCCUCAACAUCAAGGACAAGCAGCAGAUCCCAAAGCUGUUGGAUGGUGUGGAAAAGAUGAGAGUCGCUAAGUCCAGAUUCUUCACAAAGGACAUGUUCACCAAGGCUCAGAUGAAGAAGGUUGUAGAGCAGGAGAGGGCUAAUGCAAAACUUAAAGCUGAACUGCAGGAUGUUAAAAAGAAGAGUGAAGUGGAAGGUGAUGAUACACAUCAGAGCAGAGAGUGUCUCAGGAUAGUGCUGAUUGGGAAGACUGGCAAUGGGAAGAGUGCAACUGGAAACACCAUUCUGGGCAAAGAACAUUUUACAUCUAAAGGAAGCUCAAAGUCUGUCACUAAGUUUUGUGAGAAAGCAACAGGAGUGAUUGAUGGACAGCCUGUUGCUGUGGUCGACACUCCCGGAUUGUUCGACACGACUCUGUCCAAUGAUGACGUUCAACAGGAGCUUCUGAAAUGCAUCAGCAUGUUGUCUCCUGGACCUCAUGUGUUCUUACUGGUGCUGCAGAUUGGUCGCUUUACUGAAGAGGAAAAGAACUCUGUGGAACUGAUCAAGAAAUAUUUUGGUAAGAAGUCAGGAGACUUUAUCAUCAUUAUAUUCACCAGAGGAGAUGAUCUCAGCCAAUCAAUACAGAGUUAUAUAGACGACUCUGAUGACUAUUUGAAAAACCUGAUACGUGACUGUGGAGAAAGAUACCAGGUCUUCAAUAAUAAGGUUAAGAAUGAUUUCACACAAGUUGGAGAGCUGCUGAAGAAGUCCAACCAAAUACUGGAGAAAAAUGGCGGUAACUGCUACACCUCAGAGAUGUUCCAAGAGGCCGAGAUAGCCAUACAGAAGGAAGUGGACAGGAUCCUGAAGGAGAAAGAAGAAGAAAUGCAGAGACAGAUAGAAGAGCUUCAAAUGAAACAUAAGGAGGAAAUGGAAUCAGUGCAGAGAAGAAUGGAAAAAGAGAAAGCAGAUAUUGAACAAAAGAGAGCCAAACAACUUGAAGAAAUGGAUGAAAACAUCAACAAGGAGCGCACAGAGAGAAAGAAAGAACAGGAAAUGAGAAAAGAAGAAGACAGGAAGAAGAGAAAGCAGGAAGAACUUCAGCGGCAGGAGUGGGAGCAAACAAUUGGAGCUCUUAAGUCAGAAUCAGAAGAAAAGUUGGAGCAGAGUAAAGAAGAGAUGAGAAGGAAACGAGAGGCCUGGGAAAAGAAAAGAGAAGAAUGGUGGGACAAACGAAAUCAAGAAAAUGAACAGAAACGACAUGAGGAGCAAACAAAGCUUAAAAAACUCCAAGAAGAAUAUGAGCAGGAAAGAGAAAAAUAUGAAAAGAAAAGAAAAGAAGAAGAUAGAAACAGAAGAGAACAGGAGGAAAAGGAAAGAAAAGAAUUGGAGGAAAGCUAUAAGAAACAACUGGAGGACAUGAAGAAGAAAUAUGAAGAGGAGGCCAGAAAACAGGCUGAAGAGUUCAAUGAGUUCAGACAGAAAUACACCAAGGAAUUCACAGCGUUGGUGGAGAAGCACAUGGAGCAAAUACAGGACAUGAAGCAAAGACAUGAGAGACAAAUACUAGAGUCAGCAGAGAGCCAUGGUCAAAAGUACAAUCGGUUAAAAGACCUCUCAAAUCACAAAGAAGAAACACUGAAAGAAGAAGUAAAGGCGUUGAAGAGAACACAUGAAGAAGAAAUGGAAGACAAACAAAACCAAUCAAGGCUUUUAAAAGAAGAAAUAGAGACCUUGAGGAAACGGCAUGAAGAGGAAAUGAAAGAGCUGGAAAAAAAUUACAAAUGUAUCAUCCUUUGAUCGCCCUACUGACUCUUCAUCUUAUGAUGUUAAAUAUUUUUUGAGUAUCUUUUAACUGCAGACGUUUAACACUGUCAGUUUAAAGAAUACUUUACUUUUCCGUAUUGCGUCAACUGUAAGUAAUUAACAUACAAAAGUACACAUGUAUUUUAGUUUUACUUUUUUGCUGGUCAAUGGAGCUGGUGCGACCAGGAGCCUGGCUGUUGCUGUGUGUCCUUUGUGUUCAAUGAGCUACAGCCUGACUACUGUUUGUCACUGCAGGUUGAAAUUAAAUCACAUAUACAGUAUGACUUCUCUUACUCAUUAUUUUUGUACUCAUUUUAGAAUCAUUAUGUUAAAUUGAUCCUAUCAUUAUUUCAAGAUAAUUAUUUUCCUUGCAUAGUAUACAUUUUAUUACAAUGCAUCCUAAUGUUUUUUGUAUUUCUAUAUUGUUUAUUU